AUGUUGAGAAUCCGCUGCAACAGGAUUCUAUUCGCUACUGACAUCACCAAGAUUUUCAGACAUAUUGAGGUUAAUUCGCUUGAUUGGCCACUUCAGUGCAUUCUCUGGAUAGAUGAGGAUGACCUAGUAGACGCUUACUGUCUCAAGACAGUCACCUACGGGAUCGCUAGUGCACCUUUUGACGCUGUACGUGUGCUCAUCCAACUAGUCAAGGAUGAAGGACACCGCUUUCCGCUAGCUGUUGCUCCAAUGCUGGAAACACGCUACGUAGAUGACAUCUACGGUGGAGCAGACAACGAACGAGACGCUAUAAAGGUUGCAGUGCAAACAAAAGCUCUGUGCGCCGCAGGCUGCUUUCUGCUCGACAAAUGGGCUAGUAAUAGUCCAACGUUGCUCGCUGAAGUCGCUCCAGAAAAGCAGCUAGAAACACCGCUUAAAGAAAUCAGUGAUGCACCAGUAAAGGUCCUGGGCAUGUACUGGAAUUCACACACUGACGCUCUCCAGUUCAAGUACACGCUACCGCCAGAGACACCUAAGACAAAAAGAGCUAUUUUGUCUGAAAUCGCUAAGUUGUAUGACCCGCUAGGACUUCUCGCACCAAUUGUCGUCAAGGCCAAGAUCUUUAUGCAAGAUCUGUGGCUAGAUAGAGUGUCAUGGGACGAACAAUUGUCACCAUCGCUCAUUCAUAAAUGGACUGGAUAUCGCGAGGACCUUCGAAAUAUCGAAUCCAUCCGCAUUCCACGCUGGAAUAAUAUUGCACCUGGAGCAACAGUAGAAUUGCACGGGUUCUCAGACGCUUCGCAAAACGCUAUGGCUGCCGCUGUUUAUUUGAGAGUCACUGACGCUGAUGGGAACACAAAGGAAGUUCAGUCGCUAGAAAAUGUCAGGAUUAAUCUCUGGACUGACUCCGCCGUGACUCUCGCAUGGAUUAAAAGUCCAGCAACCCGCUGGAAGACAUUCGUCCGCAAUAGAGUGGGAAAAAUCCAAGAAACGCUUCGAGAUGUCUCCUGGAAAUUUAUUCCAGGAAAGCAAAACCCCGCUGACUGCGCUUCAAGAGGUAUACCAACGCUAAAGCUAAAUCAAUACGCCCUCUGGUGGCAUGGACCGACUUGGCUUCAUGGACCAGAAUCCUCUUGGCCCACUCUGGAGCCUCCGGCUGACAACGCAACGCAUCGAGAAGAACGCCAAGGUCUGACACUAGUAACUUGGAAAGCAGAAAACUGCCUGCUCCAACAAUUACUAUCGCAUUACACGCAGCUGUUUCCACUGCUACGGAAGCUCAGCAUCUGGCAUUGUGUCAUCGACCGCUUCAAAAGAGUUCCACAAUCUUCGCUGGCCUACCCGCUUACUCCAUCAGACAUGGAGCGCGCUAAAUUGACCUUGAUUAAGUUCACUCAAGAACAAUACUUCGCUAGAGAGAUUCACAUGCUUCAAGAUGGUGAUGGUCUGCCGAAAAAUAACUGCAUCACCAAGCUGACUCGGUUCAUCGACCAUCAGUGGGUCCUGAGAGUCGGUGGCCGCUUGAAACACUUCAAUCCGCCUGGAGCUCCACAUUUUGGAGGAAAGUGGGAAGCCGCUGUGAAAUCAAUUAAGUUCCAUCUUCGACGAACAAUCGGAGACUCGCUGUUGACACUUGAGCAGUAUUCAACGCUAUUGGCUCAAAUUGAAGCCAUCUUGAACUCCAGACCGCUCACACCGCUGAAUGAAGAUCCUGCUGACCUGGCAGUACUGACACCAGGUCAUUUCUUAAUCGGACAGUCACUAACCGCAGUUCCAGAGCCAUCGCUGACAGAAGUACAAUCCGCUCGGCUCUCGCAUUGGGAACAAGUCCAGCAAAUGGUUCAACAUUUCUGGAAACGCUAUUAUCAGGACUGCAUCCACCGCUACCAGGCCAUUUCCAAGUGGCAUCAUCAACGCAACGAGAUCAAAGUAGGUUCAGUUGUACUGAUCACCACUGAAGAUCUCCCGCCAACUAAGUGGCCAUUAGCCAAAGUCAUCGCUUUCCAUCCAGGUGAAGAUGGACAAGUCCGCGUGGUGACUGUCAAGAUAGUUAACACAGAGCUAGUACGUCCAAUUACAAAGCUCUGUGUCUUGCCGCUAACAUAUGAAGAAGACGAUCUUGUCGACGCAGCCUCCAACCCGGGGGAGAAUGUUCAGUGA
Molecule: messenger RNA, 2160 nt
Organism: Cotesia glomerata
Lineage: Eukaryota; Metazoa; Arthropoda; Insecta; Hymenoptera; Braconidae
Exons: 3
Coding region: 1-2160 (719 amino acids)
Molecular function (GO): nucleic acid binding
Source: RefSeq, a predicted model, not a curated record